UGACGUCUCGACUGGCCGGCUGAAAAAAGGUGGCACAAAUUCCGUAGAAGUGCUGAGUUGAGAGUAAGAUCGCCAGUAGAAGCGAGCAAAAAAUCUUCAUAAUUGAAAAGUUUGAGUCAAAACAAAAAUCGAGUUACUUUUUUCUUCCAUUUGGGUUCAUUACAAAAGACAGGCAGGCGGCAGGCAGGCGGGCAGACAGGCGGGUUGGUUGGCGCGCUGGGCAAUAGUGAACGAAAAUAGCUUGGCGGCAAUACGACAAUUGCGAUUUACGCGUCGAACGGGUGAGAUAGACAAUAUCUGAAGUGCGCGCUAGCAAACAGCAAAUUUAAGUUGGGUGUCAACAAUAAAAGUUAGAAAACAACGAAUGCUUAGAAAACAGUUAAGAAAUUCCAGCGGAAAGCAAGGAAAGGUAGACAACAAUAAAUAACAAGUGCGAGAGAAGAAAUAGUAAUAAAAAGCAGACAAGAUCGCUAGAGAAACGCGUUGCCUUCCGUUGCCAGCAACAAUUUUGAAAUCAUAUUUUGGUGACAGUGCGUGCGUGGAUGCGGCGAAGUACGAGCCAAGAGCGCUUGGCCAACAAAUGUGCAAGUGAAAUCAAAAUAUACGCAUUAAGUGCAGCAAUAAAUUCAUGUCUAAAAAUAAAUUUAAAAUUUUAAUUCUUACCCACAACAACUUAAAGGCAAAAAGUGAUCUACUAAAAAUUAAAGAAAAAAAUCUAAAUUAAAAAAAAAAACUGUAAAAAUGGUGGAAACAGCAAAAGUAACAACUUAUACGCGCACCACCACCGCUGUGCCUGCUCCAGCUUCAGCUGCAGCCUCGACACCAGCGACCGCACCCGUCACCAAUACAACAUCUGCAGCGGCGACACCAACAAUAGCAACGGCAACAACAACGACAGCAACAAAUGCGCGUCGCAAUGACGAAACCGCGCGUGGCAUUUACAAUUUUAAGGUGAUCGUUUUCUGUUUGCUGCUGCCCUUGAUCCUGUUCGCCGUGUUCCUGAAACAUCUGCUGGACUACCUGUUUUCGUUGGGCGAGAAGGAGAAGGAUGUGCGCGGCAAAGUGGCUGUGGUGACCGGUGCAGGUAAUGGCCUUGGACGGGAAAUAGCAAUUGAGCUGGCCCGCAAGGGUUGCAAAUUGGCCAUUGUGGAUGUGAACUCAAAGGGCUGCUAUGAAACAGUUGACCUCAUUACCAAAAUACCAAGUGCCGUGGCCAAGGCUUACAAGACCGAUGUGUCGUCGCCUCGUGAAUUACAAUUGAUGGCCGUGAAGGUUGAGAAGGAAUUGGGUCCUGUGGAGAUUUUAGUUAAUAACGCUUCGUUGAUGCCCAUGACUUCGACGCCACAUUUGACGAAUGAUGAAAUUGAGACCAUACUUACUGUCAAUUUGGGUUCCUACAUUAUGACUGUUAAGGAGUUUCUACCCAAAAUGGUCGCUAGAAAGUCGGGACAUGUUGUAGCUGUGGCAGCAUUGGCUGGCAUGGUGCCAUUACCAGGCGCUGGAAUUUACACUGCCACCAAAUAUGGAAUUAUGGGUUUCAUGGAAGCGUUGCGCGGCGAAUUACGUCUCUCCGAUUGUGAUUACAUACGAACCACCGUUGCAAAUGCCUAUCUAAUGAAGACUAGUGGCGAUUUGCCCCUUCUGAGUGAUGCGGGCAUAAUGGCCAGCUAUCCGGGUUUGCCGACACCCUACGUCGCUGAGAAGAUCGUACGCGGUGUCCUGUAUAACGAGCGCAUGGUGUACGUGCCGAAAAUUUUUGCGCUUACUGUGUGGCUGAUCAGAUUGUUGCCAACUAAGUGGCAGGAUUACAUGUUGCUGCGGUUUUAUCAUUUCGAUGUGCGCAGUUCGCAUCUUUUCUACUGGAAAUAAACGCUGGCGUCCGGCAGAUAGGACAUACCGACACACAUCAUACAUACAAACACACACAUUCCCCCACUCAGCAAAAUCUACAUGCGUACAUACAUAUAGAUGUACAUAUGUACAUAUACAUAUGUGUUGGUGUUCAAUUUGGAGCAGUUGUCAUUGUUGCAAAUACAUGCAUACAUAUAUACGUACAUGUGCACCUGCUUUAGCGAAUGUUCGUGGUCACACACAUACGAGUGUACACGAGUACAUGCAUACGUACAUGGAUACGUACAUGGAUAUUUACAUUUAUGCAUUUACUUUUAUCCACUUUCACAUAUUGAUGUGAAA
Ceratitis capitata (Mediterranean fruit fly) is the source of this 2193-nucleotide messenger RNA. Its product is annotated as estradiol 17-beta-dehydrogenase 11. Gene Ontology annotation, cellular component: lipid droplet. Gene Ontology annotation, molecular function: oxidoreductase activity, acting on the CH-OH group of donors, NAD or NADP as acceptor. NCBI's taxonomy places the organism in Eukaryota, Metazoa, Arthropoda, Insecta, Diptera, Tephritidae. The transcript is spliced from 7 exons. The record is from RefSeq and is a predicted model, not a curated record. Bases 742 to 1869 code for a protein of 375 amino acids.